AUGACUGAUUGAUCUACAAAUAACAAUGAGUCGUUAUUUAUGACGGACGGUGAUUUGUAGAUCAAUCAGUCGGCAGUCUCCUCCACUGUCGGCUGCAAUGUCGAACAAGCCUAUUAAUGUCAACAAACCCCAUAUGAUCGUGCGACGCAAGCACGCUUCCUCGACGCAGCGUCAAAUAUUUUGUGAUGAAGGAGGAGCCCAGGGGGCUGCUACCAGAGCAGGUACACCCAGUGAGGGGAGGGAGAGACCAUGGACCUGAGUGAGAGGAGGCCCAACAAGUGGUGGACAGAGUCGGACACCUUCGCCAUGCUAGCCCUCAUCGAGCAGCUUGACCUGGUGCAUGAGCUGGAUAAGAAGCGCCAGCGCAAUGACUCACACUUCCGCCGCCUGCGCUACAGCCUGGCCAAGCGGGACAUCCACUUCACUGUCAACCAGAUACGCAACCGCUGGAAGAGCCUCAAGCACAAGUACCGCAAGAUCAAGAUGGCAGGAUACCGUAGCGCCGCUGCACGCCUGUCCACCAUCGAGUCGUUCCGUUACUUUCGUAUGCUGGACCGCAUGCUGGCCAGGAGGGCCCGGGUGGGGGCCCCAGUGCAAGGCAUUGCAGAUGGACACAAUAUGGUGGUGUUGACCCCUUCAGACCUGGAGGAUCAUACUGAUGGUGAUGUUGCUCAGCCCGAAUCUGUGGCCCCUUGGCAGGACAGCCUGGCUCCAGCUUUAGAGGGAGAAGCAGACGAGACCAAUGCCAUCCCAAUAGAGGCCAACGUCAGCACUCCGGGCUGGGCCUUGAAGUCAGACGAGAUAAUGACUUUGGGUCUGUCUGGAGAGUAUCUUUACCCAGUGAAGAGUGAGCCACAUUCAGUACCCUCUUUACAUGAUGGUGAGGGAGCUAAGGAUCCCACUGGCUGCAGUCCAGAAGAACAAACUGGCACUUGUGAGGACACCAGCACCCUGAUCCUCCAGCAGCUCACCAUCCUGAACCAUCAGCUAGGGGAACAGCUCGCUGAGCAAAGGGCCUUCCACUGCAGCAUGCUGGGUAUGAUGGACCGACAGAUAGAGGUCCUGGAGCAGUUCUCCAACUUCUCCACAGGCCGUCAGGUCAAGACCGAACCCGAUGACAGUAACACUCCUAUCAGCCAGCAGGUCCACAACUCCCUGGUGCGCAUCUUGAGAGGAGUGGAACAGGUCCAAACCCAAGGACACCAGCUGUGCUCAUGCAAGGCCUACCCCUCACAGCCUACAUCUCCCUCCUGGACAGUCUCUCUGUUGGAGGUCCACAAAGAAUCACCCUCCAGGGAUGAGAACUCAACUAGUGACACAUCCAACCCUCAGCCCUCAGACCAUGGGCGUCCUGAACCUCAAGGACCAUCCCCCUCAGAGCAGCUUCCCACUUCCCCACAGAAGGGUGUUCUGCUUAACGGACUCUCAAACAAGUGCCAGCACAACUGAGUGCUCUUGAAGCUUCAUUCUGACAGAGGAGAGCAUACACUCUUAGAAAAAAGGGUUCCAAAAGGGUUCUUCAGUUGUCCCCAUAGGAGAACCCUUUUAGGAUCCAGGUAGAAUCCU
Messenger RNA from Salvelinus namaycush (lake trout), 1566 nucleotides. RefSeq lists its product as uncharacterized. The record is from RefSeq and is a predicted model, not a curated record. The transcript is spliced from 4 exons. Bases 250 to 1449 code for a protein of 399 amino acids. Lineage: Eukaryota; Metazoa; Chordata; Actinopteri; Salmoniformes; Salmonidae.